AAUGCCUGAUAAAUUUAAACGGUGGGGCCCUGUAAUUCGCAUUGUAUGACGGUAGUUGUAGUUUAAAGUCUUUUUCUAACCUGUCGGUAUUUAAACUAAGAACUACAAAUCCCAUUAGUCAAAGCGGGGGAGGGUACAUUCCAGCAGGAAGGCUAAAGUCUCAUAACAAGGAGGGAGAGAGCCAGGUCCAUCAGAGAUGGAGAGUGAUGAAGCUAGUGAAACAGAGAUGCUUAGCCGUAGUCUGUCCAUGUGGUAUGGAGAGCCGCUGGAUGGUCAGGAGCUACCACUGGAUCUUCACACAGCAGCCUCCAUCGGACAGUAUGAGGUUGUACAGGAGUGUGUGCACAGGAAAGACAUAGACCUAAACCAAGAAAAUCUGGGUGGAUGGACAGCUCUCAUGUACGCCUCCUACAUUGGGCACGAUGCUGUAGUAAAUCUGCUACUGGAGGCUGGUGUGGACGUCAAUAAAUGCACUCCUAGCGGGCAAACCCCACUAAUGCUGGCGUCCAGUUGUGGUAAUGAAAGUGUUGCUUACUUCUUGCUGCAGCGAGGAGCAGAACUGGAGGCAAGAGAUAUCCGCGGCUGGACUGCUCUGUUCCACUGUACGAGCGCCGGACACCAGAGGAUGCUACGAUUCCUUUUAGAGAAUGGAGCCAAUGGGGAUAUGAAGGAGCCUGUCUACGGCUUCACACCUCUCAUAGAAGCCGCUGUGGCCGGACAUGAAAUUAUAGUGCAGCACCUACUGAGCCACGGGGUAAAGGUGAACGAGACUGACCACAAUGGGGAUACUGCCCGCGUACUAGCUGCAAGGUUCGGCCACACAAGAAUAGUAUCUCUGCUGGAUUCCCACCGAGUAAAAGCGACACGGACACAUAGCAGGGGAGCAGCUCGUCAUGAAGAUCUGAGUUCUUCAGAUGAGUCCUCUUCUACCCCACAACGUCACAGGCCACAGCGCAAGGCCAGAGGGCCCAGCAUUCAUGAUGGUCCACAAGCUUUAGCCAAGAUAACAGCGGGUGGAAAUCAGCCUGGGUAUGCAACUACAGGCCAAGUUCCAUCUCAGGGAUAUGUUACGUUCAGUGACGUGGAAUAUGACACAGGAGGAGAUGAGGACUUGCGUUAUCGUGAUGUCACCUCACCCAUCAAUGAGCGGGACGUGGAGAGCAAUGGAAGCAGUCGAGAGGAUGGGGGCACAGGGAGGCUGCAAAGUGGCAGUAGCGUGAGCAGCGAUCCGGUAGCGGGUGUGAGCAGUGAAGCGUCUCUGGAGAGUAACGAGGACUCGGAUCCAGUUGCAGAACCUUACAGCCGGAAAACCACCAAAUCUUUUAUAAAGGGAAAGCAGCUUAAUGGUGAAACCAAUGCUUCUCCAGGGGCCCAGAAUUGCAGGGCACCCAGCUCACUGCCAGAUACUCCGGCUUAUUCAGGUCCCAAGGACCUUGCUGAGAUGCUGGAUCAGAUUGGCUGCUCCAAGUACUUGCCCGUGUUCCAAGAGCAAGAUGUGAAUUUGCGGAUAUUUCUCACACUGACAGAGAGUGACUUAAAAGAAGUUGGAAUAACCCUGUUCGGUCCUAAGCGGAAAAUGACAUCCGCCAUUGCUCGAUGGCACAGCUCUGCGCGACCUUCCAGUAGCUCUUUAGAACAGGCCUAUGCGGACCGCCUGGAAGCUGAAAUGCAGGAACUAGCCAUCCAGCUGCACAAGAGGUGUGAAGAGGCGGAGCUUCUGAAGGCUCAGGUAGCUCAAGAGCGGGAGUUGAGAGCCGUGGCUGAGAGCUGCCUUAUGGAGCAGGACACGACGUGGCGGGCCUUCCGCAGACAGCUGGACGCCACGUGUAACAUCGCCAGUGAUGCACAACGUGCUGUCGCACAGCUAAGGAGCAGCCAGGAAAAGCUUUUACAUCGGCUAAGGACGCCUCCCUAUAAGGCUACAGGACUGGAUGGUAAAAACACCGCUUCUUCCCCAAACUCCCAGAGCAUGUUGGAUCUCUCCUCGUCGAUGGAGGAAAACACAUCAAUAAUAGGGAAAGCGCUGAGAGCUGUGCAGGAGAACCUGGAGAAACUGUCUGUUGCAGAUAAGGGCAGACACAAGUGGCCGGACCCCUGAGCAGUGAGGAUUCAUUUACUUUUACCUCCGACGAUGGGUGAAAUUUUCCACCCCAAUAAAGUUGAAUGUGGCGCUUGGCGAUUCCAGUGGUAAGGGUGCUGCCCAUCGGACUAAAGUCGCACACUGAAGAGACCCUGUCGGAAACAGAGCAGGGCUGGGAGGUUGAAACAGGUCUGCAAUUUUAAUAGCGCUCUUCAGAAAUCUCUACCAGGAGUGUGGAGCGUAAGGCUGCGUGGGCCUUUUUUUAACGGGAGUAACGAACUGUGCAUGAUGUUGCAGGCAAUGGGUUAACCAGUUUGCUGCAGGCCUGUGUUUUACAGAGGUUUUUUUUUUUGUUUUUAACCCUAAGCAGGAGAGGGGUUAAUAAAGUAAUAUUCUGCAGGUAACAGAUGAUUUUAAAGGUGCAGUGUAGCUGUAUUUUAUAUCCUCACAAUAAAUGGUGUAAAUCUUC
Molecule: messenger RNA, 2549 nt
Organism: Bombina bombina (fire-bellied toad)
Lineage: Eukaryota; Metazoa; Chordata; Amphibia; Anura; Bombinatoridae
Gene: ANKS3
Product: ankyrin repeat and sterile alpha motif domain containing 3
Exons: 17
Coding region: 197-2098 (633 amino acids)
Cellular component (GO): cilium
Molecular function (GO): protein binding
Source: RefSeq, a predicted model, not a curated record